Clonostachys byssicola is the source of this 297-nucleotide messenger RNA. The record is from the annotation of a GenBank genome assembly. Lineage: Eukaryota; Fungi; Ascomycota; Sordariomycetes; Hypocreales; Bionectriaceae.
AUGCAAGUCCCAAGAACAAGCGUCAUGAUACCGACACCCAUAUUCUGAUCCUUAAUACCUGCCUCUGAUGAAUAGUCUUCUUCGAUACCUCCACUGCCCUUACCCUUGCUUUUAUUCCGCUUGCAUAUCUGCGUUGUGAUCUGGACAAGGGUAACUGGAGUGAACCAUUUGGUUGUCUUGGAUGAAGAGACUGUGGACGUUCUAUCAGAGGCAUCACUCUUUGUCUUGGGUGCAAAAACAACGUUUUCCUUGCCAAUAGAUGAGCUAGGCGAGGUCGAUUCGUAUUCAAUUAUCUAA